Messenger RNA from Zerene cesonia (dogface butterfly), 2406 nucleotides. RefSeq lists its product as uncharacterized. Gene Ontology annotation, molecular function: protein binding. The transcript has 16 exons. The coding region runs from base 1 to 2406 and encodes 801 amino acids. NCBI's taxonomy places the organism in Eukaryota, Metazoa, Arthropoda, Insecta, Lepidoptera, Pieridae. The record is from RefSeq and is a predicted model, not a curated record.
AUGGCUAAACCAUUACAAAAGGAAAGGGAAAACAGAUCAGCGGAAAAAAAGGAUUUAACUUUCCAUCCAUAUAAUAUAACACCGGAGAGUGCACAUACAUCCAUCCUGCUCCUAGAGUCUACAGAGCCAGAGAUAUUAUGCCAGACUCUCCGAGCAAUCACCAAAUUCUCAGCGCAAGAAAUGCAGAAUCGUUACGUUCUCUUCGAUUUGGAUGCUAUUAAAUACAUCUUGCCCCACGUGGAGCAUCCAGAGUUGAACAUCAAACGGUUUGCUCUGAAGGCUUUAGCGCAACUGUGUCAAUUACCUAGAGGACCGGAACAGGUGCUGGCUAAUCCUCAGAAUUUGAGGAAAAUCGCAUUUAUGUUGGUGAAGAUAGAAGACGUCUUCGUUUUGGAAUUUGCUUCUCUCGUCUUAUCAGAAUUGACACGUGAACCUCUGGGAUGUGAGCAGCUGGUGUCAGCGAAUAUUUUGAACAGUCUUUGCGGCAGAAUGAAGAACAGCCUCGACCCUGAUGUCCAAAAGAACUGUUUACAGACACUCAGUAACUUAUUAGAAGACCCAGUGUGUGCGUCAGAAGUGACAAAGAACCAACAAUUCAGUUGGGCUUCCCUCCUCGCUCUGAUGCAGAGCCAAUAUCUAGCGAUACAGCACGCAGCUCUUAAGACCGUCGACCAAUUGAUAUGUAGAUAUAAGGAUGUGGUAGUGCAGAAGUCGUUUAGAGCAUCUACGGGAGUUUUGGAUCUUUGUGAUAUACUAGAGUCCUACGAAUUUCGUGACGUACAUACGCAAGUGUUGGGAGUAUUACGCAACUACGUUGAGACAGAGGAGAACGCGGCCCACCUGUACCAAUCCGGGUGUAUCCUGCGGCUGCUAGCGUACCUCGAGAUGGCUCUACCAGCCAUGAAACCUCACUGUCUUGCUGUUCUUACUAAGAUGUCCUUCACUUCUAAUGGACGAGAUGCUCUAUACGAAACAGGUACAGAUCUAGUGUUCUGUCACCAACUAUUGAGUUCAAAUGUGGAAUUGCUAGCGGACGCAGCAAUGGGUGUUGCCAACAUGACAAAACUAUUGCCAGCCGCUGUGCGGAUGUCCGAUACCAACAUUAUAGAAGCACUCUGUGCAAUUCUAGCCGAUGAUGCAGCCGUUUGGUUCUAUAUAAGGAUGAACGCUCUCCGGGCUUUGUCUGAAUUGUGUCGCAUCAUACCUAAAGCUGCUUUCAGCGCUAUCGAGCCUAAGACCUUUGCGUCUUUGAGAAAUAUUAAUAAGAAGUUCAAGGACAACCCGAUCGAAGCACAACGCCUCGCGGUGCAGUGCUACAUCAAUCUGCAGAACUACCAUGUUAGCACGAAGGCGAUGCUCAAUGCUGAGUUCAUGCAAGAGUUGCUCAAUAUUCUACAGCGAAUAGAUAUCAGUUUGAAAAUAAUGACGUGCACUGUGAUCAGUGGUCUGAUGAAGGAGGAGAUCGCAAAGGAUUUAUUCACUUCGAAGAAAGGAGAGGAGGUUGUGUCACAGAACCUACACAUAGAACACGUUGGUCUCCGCACCGCGUUGUGUUUGCUGAUCGCGGCCAGCGUUUCGGAAGAUGGUGCUGAUGUGUAUUUGGAACUCGGGACCAUACAUUUCAUGGUAGAAAACAAGCAAGCAAGAUACGUAGUGAGCGCGUGGGAGCCGGCGUUGGAGGCAAUUUUUAGGCAUCAUCCCUCUGCCAAGUUUGCUUACACUGGCCGCUUGGAUAUUAACGAUUUUACUCAGGAGGGUUUCUACGUCCAGAAGUGUCUGGACCGUCCAUUCCCCACGAUCCAGUCGCUGGUGAACAAGACUCCACCACACACCGACCCGGUUUUCAUCUGUAUGUUCCACCAGCCGUUUGAUGCGGUAUCCAAUAUGGAUAUACGGACUCCUUAUGAAUCGGAAGCACGUCUCGCGAUAUCGCAGACCAGUCGGCUGCGGCUGCCCAGACUGCCCGAUGACGUUAAUUUGCGACAGUAUUUAUUGCGACUGAAGAUUUGGUUUGGUGAUCCGGCCAAGUCAUUGCAUUACUUCGAGAUUGAAGAUGCUCAUUACGAAGUUCGAUAUCGCGAUAAAUGCGAAGAAGUGUCGUCGUCUCUCAAGAACCGCGCCCAACUGCUCGCCGAGUUUGUGGCGGAGCAGAUGAGCGGUUUGUCGCAGGAAAAGGACUGCACCAUGCCCAGUGUUAACCUGCAUUUGUCCGAUUUGAUGACCACACCUACAGAUAAGGAGGAGAGUUAUCCAGCCGGGUUACUUCGAGCCAAUUACGUAGUGGACCUCACGCUAUCCCCGGGCACGCUGGUGCCGCGCGUGAGUGCGCACGCGCAAAAGAUCUGCGGCAACACUGCGCCUUGUACUGCCAGAGAUCUGGUGGAGGUGUGCCGGUGUGAACACUAA